AUGGCUCCAGCACUUCUUACCGCGGUUGACGCCACAUCCCACAUCCACCUUGUAGUAGGGUCCAACCCACUUGCAGGCGCGCGAUGCGCACGAUCAAUAGAGGUCGGUGCGAAACCAAUACUGCUUGCGCCCGAGGAUUCCACACUUCACUAUGGUCUCGUCAAGCGCAUUGAAGCGGGCGAAGUAAAAUGGCUAAAGCGGAGUUUCGUCGAGGAAGACUUGACCACACUUGGAAGGCCAGAGGUAGACGGCGUAGUGGAUGCCGUAUUUGUUACCGCGGGCGGUAAGCAUACAUCAGCGACCCACAUCUCAAGUCUUUGCCGGAGACUACGCAUACCAGUCAAUGUCGCCGAUGCACCAAAUCUCUGCUCCUUCACCCUCCUCUCAACACAUUCGGAUGGUCCUCUACAGAUUGGUAUCACAACAUCUGGAAAGGGAUGCAAACUUUCUGCAAGAAUAAGGAGGGAGAUUGCGGCGUCGCUCCCACCGCGCCUGGGUGAUGCGGUUGAGAGACUGGGGACACUGCGGAGACGCAUAUGGGAGGAAGACCAUGCAGCGGAACUAUCGCAAGACCUAGAAGCAGAGGAAGAGGACAGUGGCCAGCCAGCGACAUUUAACAAAUUGAUCCUGGAAGAAAGCAAAGAAGCAGCACGGGGACGUCGCAUGCGCUGGCUAUCACAGAUAUGCGAAUACUGGCCCCUACGCCGUCUUGCGGGUAUUACGGAUGCAGACGUCGAUAUGUUAUUCCGCGAAUUCGCCAGCAGUAGCCCCUCGAAAGUCGGGCCCACUGCCACCACUCCCGGAAGACGUGCAGGCCGUAUUAUCCUCGCAGGCUCUGGUCCUGGUAAUCCCGACCUCCUUACCCGCGCAGCCCACAAAGCCAUUCUCUCUGCCGAUUUGAUUCUUGCCGACAAACUCGUCCCCGCACCCAUUCUCGACCUCGUUCCCCGCCGCGCAACCGUUCACAUCGCACGAAAGUUCCCCGGAAAUGCAGAUAAAGCCCAGGAAGAGCUCUUGGAGCUAGGUCUGGAAGGACUCAAGGCCGGCAAAGUUGUAGUCCGGAUAAAGCAGGGCGACCCAUACAUCUACGGUCGUGGCGGCGAAGAGUACGACUUCUUCCGCGCGCAUGGUUUCAUACCCAGUGUCCUACCUGGUAUCACAAGUGCCCUAAGCGCACCCCUCUUCGCUGCGAUACCUGCCACACACCGUGGUAUCGCAGACCAAGUGCUCAUUUGCACUGGCACAGGUAGAAAAGGCGCGCCCCUCGACCCACCAGAAUUCGUAGCUUCCCGCACACUCGUCCUCCUCAUGUCGCUUCACCGUCUAUCCGCACUAGUCGAAAGUCUGGUCGGCAAAGGGUACCCUGCAGAAUUGCCCGUCGCCGUACUGGAACGAGCUUCAUGUCCAGAUCAAAGAGUCAUUAGAACGACUCUGGAACACGUUUGCGCUGCUGUAGAAGAGGAGGGCAGCAGACCUCCUGGACUCUUGGUCGUGGGUAACGCAUGUAAAGUGCUUAUGAAAUACGAACAAAGAUGGGUUGUCGAGGAAGGGUUCCAUGGACUGGACAAUUUGGGUGGGGAUGGCGAAUUGGAGAUCAGUAGACUUACUGAGGCGGCUAUUGCCGCGUAG
Molecule: messenger RNA, 1629 nt
Organism: Alternaria arborescens
Lineage: Eukaryota; Fungi; Ascomycota; Dothideomycetes; Pleosporales; Pleosporaceae
Product: Uroporphyrinogen-III
Exons: 2
Coding region: 1-1629 (542 amino acids)
Biological process (GO): siroheme biosynthetic process; sulfate assimilation
Molecular function (GO): uroporphyrin-III C-methyltransferase activity
Source: RefSeq, a predicted model, not a curated record